UCUGCAGUGAAAUUAAAAGCUCUGGUCACACGGUUCCACACGUGCAAUAUUUACGAAAUAUGCGCAAUCUAAAGCUGCAAUAUUGCAAGGAGCUGGAUGCAGUGGCUCAUCCUCGGCAGCUGCUUCUGCAGCCGGAGUUGAAUGGCGACACCUCGGACAAGUCCUUCGUGGUGGCCGAUAACAAAAUCUACGUCGUGCAAGAGUCUGGAGAUAUCCGGCCAAAAGUCAUUGCCGAUCUGCCGGAUAUUGUGGGUGUGGAGUUCCUGCAGCUGGAUAAUGCGAUCUGCGUUGCCAGCGGAGCGGGCGAGGUGCUCCUCGUCGAUCCUCAGACUGGAUCCACCAGCGAGGGCACCUACUGCGACGUGGGCAUCGAGCGCAUGGCCUGGUCGCCAAACCAGGAGGUGGUGGUCUUCGUGACCCGCACCCACAACGUGGUGCUGAUGACAAGCACCUUUGACGUAAUUUCCGAACAGCCGUUGGACGCGGAGCUGGCGGCGGAUCAGCAGUUCGUCAAUGUGGGAUGGGGCAAGAAGGAGACGCAGUUCCACGGAUCAGAGGGAAAGCAGGCUGCCAAGCAGAAGGAAGGUGAUUCCACCGUCAACCAGGACAACCAGGAUCUUAACCAGGUAACUUUACUCUACAAUAAUUUAAGAGAACACAGACUUAUCUUUUAUAAUACCCCUCAGGAUGUUAACAUUUCUUGGCGCGGUGAUGGAGCAUUUUUUGUGGUCUCCUAUGUGGCCGCCCAGGUGGGUCGCACCUUUAAGGUCUACGACUACGAGGGCAAACUCCAUCACACAGCCGAGAAGAGUGCGAAUCUGCAGGAGGUGGUGGCCUGGCGACCGGCCGGGAAUUGGAUUGCUGUUCCCCAGAGUUUCCCCAACAAGUCCACCAUUGGCCUUUUCGAGAAGAAUGGCUUAAGGCAUCGCGAGCUAGUGCUUCCCUUCGAUCUGCAAGUGGAGCCUGUGGUUCAGUUGCGCUGGAGCGAAGAUUCGGACAUUCUGGCCAUUAGGACAGUUACCAAGGAGGAGCAACGGGUCUACCUGUACACGAUAGGCAACUACCACUGGUAUUUGAAGCAGGUGCUGAUUUUUGACCAAGUGGAUGCACUGGCUCUGCUCCACUGGGACACGCGAAUGGGAGCCGAACACACACUGCACAUUCUCAAGGAGAGCGGCAAACAGUUUGCCUACCGCUGGGCCUUCGCCGUGGAUCGUUACGAGCGAAGUGGCGUCGUGGGCGUCAUCGAUGGCAAGCGGCUAUUGCUUACGGAUUUCGCCAGGGCCGUAGUGCCGCCGCCCAUGUGCCAGCGCGUCCUGCAGUUGGACAACUACAUCAACGCAUUCACCUGGUUCGAGACCAGCUUGUGCGUAUACACCUGCGACCGCAGGCUGCACUCCUACGAGCCCAUGCAGCAGUUGAGCGGCCAGGAGCCACAGGCCUGCCUACUUAUGCCGGAUGCAGAGCUUUCACGGCUGCCCCUGGCCAAUCUUACCUACUUUUCGUGUGACUACCUGCUGGCUACCCACAGCUCGGGAGGAUCCACGCGUUUGAUGCUGCUAAACAAGGAUCCAGACGAAGAUGAGAUCAAUGAGAAGGGCGAGCUCUGUUACCGAGUGCAGAGCUCCCUGCGGAUUAAUGGGCUGGUGAACGCCCUGACCAUUGGCGCCAACGCAAUGGAUGAGUUCUAUGCGCAAACAGUGAAUAAUGGCCACACCUAUCAGGUGUCUCUGAAGUCAGACAAUACGCUCAAGGUGGAGCGAUCUCAUGUGCAGUUGACUCAGGCUGCUGACCAGAUCGAGUGGUUCACCAUCACCAGUGACUCUACAGGCGGUCUUAUUACCCUCCGCAAUCAACAGCUGCUUCAUAUGGAUGGCCAUCGCAUUGCCGAGGACGUCACUUCCUUCUGUGUGGUGGGUAACUAUCUAGCCUACACGCAGCUCAAUGCGCUGCACUUUGUUCGACUGAAGGAUCGCCGCCAGGUCGCUAGCAGGAACAUUGAACGUGGCGGCAAGCUGGUGACGGCCGUGGCCAGUGAGGCCCGUGUUGUUCUGCAACUACCGCGCGGCAACUUAGAAGCCAUCUGCCCGCGUGUCCUCGUACUGGAAUUGGUGGGCGCUCUGCUGAGCAGGAAGCAAUACCAGGCGGCAAUGCAAAUGCUGCGCAAGCAACGCAUUAACCUAAACAUCAUAUGCGACCAUAAUGUGGAGCAGUUUGUGGCAUCUGUGAAUAUCUUUUUGCGCGAGAUUAAGCAGAGUCAGUGGCUGUGUCUCUUUUUGAGUGAGUUACAGAACGAGGACUUCGCUAAGGGCAUGUACUCCAGCAACUAUGAGGCGGCCAAACAAACCUAUCCGUCAGACUAUCGGGUGGAGCAGAAAGUGGAAUAUGUAUGCCGGCUGCUGGUUCAGUCCAUGGAUCAGGCCACUCGCCCAGAGGACGUGGAGCGCUUCCGCUUGCCUAUAAUCACUGCCUAUGUAAAGUUGGGUCGGUUGGAGCAAGCUCUUCAACUCAUUUGGCGGGAGAAACAGACGAAUGCCGCCCUGGCAGAUCAGCUACUGAAGUAUCUGCUGUAUCUAGUGGAUGUGAACGAGCUGUAUAACGUUGCCUUGGGCACCUAUGAUUUCGGACUCGUCCUGUUCGUGGCCCAAAAGUCGCAAAAGGAUCCCAAGGAGUUCUUGCCCUAUCUCAACGAACUGAAGGCUUUGCCCGCAGACUAUCGCAAGUUCCGAAUCGAUGAUCAUCUUAAAAGAUACUCCUCGGCUCUUUCCCAUUUGGCUGCUUGUGGAGAGGAGCAUUACGAGGAGGCUCUGGAGUUCAUUCGUAAGCAUGGCCUAUACACAGCUGGGCUGGCCAGCUAUCGGGGGCACAUUGAGUUCCACAAGAGCAUAUGCGUGGCCUAUGCUGAUCACCUAAGGUCCAAUGCCAAAUUGGAUAACGCCAGUCUCAUGUACGAACGCGGAGGACAGUUGCAGCAGGCGCUACUCAGCGCCAAGCACACGCUUGACUGGCAGCGCGUCCUAGUGCUGGCUAAAAGACUGGGCGAACCGCUGGACCAGGUUGCCCAGUCGUUGGUGGGAUCGCUGCAACAGCAGGGUCGCCACAUGGAAGCCUAUGAGCUGGUGAAGGAGCACGGCGGUAACCGGGAUCGCCAGUUGGAAGUGCUGCUAGAGGGUCAUCUCUACAGCAGGGCCAUCUACGAGGCGGGUAUGGAGGAGGGAAAUGCUUUGGAGAAUAUUGCCCCCGCUCUGCUGGCUUAUGGCGCUCAGUUACAAAACUCCCUGCACGCCGACUUGCAGCUCUUCCUGGAGUACAAGCAGCGUCUGCUGGACAUUCGCCAGCGCCAGGCAAAGUACGGGGAGGGGGAUAACGAUGCGGAUGUGGACCUCGAGGAGGUGGACUUGCUGUCGGACACCACCAGUUUGCACUCCUCGCGCUACAGCGGCACCUCGCGGGGCACCGGCAAGACAUUCCGCUCGAGCAAAAACCGACGCAAGCACGAACGCAAGCUGCUCAGCUUGAAGCCGGGCAACCCCUUCGAAGACAUCGCGCUCAUUGAUGCGCUGCACAACCACGUCACGAAGAUCGCCCAACAACAGCAGCCUGUGCGUGACACAUGCAAAGCGCUGCUUCUGCUCGCCGACGAGGCGGUUGGGGAUCCCCUGGCGGCGUCACUGCAGCGUGAAUUUAAGACUCUGCUGCAGGAGGUGGAGGCGGCGCUGGACGAGAUCUGGACACCUGAGCUGGUGGGCAACGGAUCGAUGGCACAGCAUCUUACGGGACCCAAUGUGGACUACUUGGCGCUGCAAAAGGAGCAGCGCUAUGCCUUGAUAAGUCCCCUGAAGCGCUUCAAGCCACAGCUGAAUCUGAUGGACUGGCAGCACGAGAUCCUUCAGUGAGUCACCGAUGGAUGGAUCAUUGGAUUUGCGUGCAGCUCUCAUCCUCCCCCAAUCCGUUAUCUUCUUACCCAUCCCACUGUUUACUUUCACUGCUCUGAAAAUAAAAGUAGCAUUGAAAUGCUAA
Drosophila elegans is the source of this 4020-nucleotide messenger RNA. It is a transcript of the gene Elp1, whose product is annotated as putative elongator complex protein 1. The transcript has 5 exons. The coding region runs from base 60 to 3896 and encodes 1278 amino acids. Gene Ontology annotation, molecular function: tRNA binding; protein binding. NCBI's taxonomy places the organism in Eukaryota, Metazoa, Arthropoda, Insecta, Diptera, Drosophilidae. Gene Ontology annotation, biological process: tRNA wobble base 5-methoxycarbonylmethyl-2-thiouridinylation. Gene Ontology annotation, cellular component: cytosol; elongator holoenzyme complex. The record is from RefSeq and is a predicted model, not a curated record.